GAUCAGGACACCAGCUGAACAUCAUGUUUUGCUGUUGCAUAUUUUUGGCUGUUUCUUUGUUGCAUUCUCUGUGUCACUUCCAUGUGUCAGGCUACGAUCCUAGCUGCACAGAGUAUCCUGUGUUCACUCCAUCUGCGCUGGUAGUGAAGUACGGUGACCCAGCCAAUGUUACAUGUGUUGUAUGUCAGAAGGACUGCAGUGGAGAUGCUUCAGGUUUGGAGCACGCUGUGGGAAAUGUUACACAAAAUGGAACCACGAUGUUCUGGACGGUUGACAGACUGACUGACUGGGAAUUAUCUCUACUGUGCUAUUAUACCAAUGAUGCUGGCGAUCAGUGUACUAGCAUUCUGAAUCCAACUCUUUAUCAGCCUCCAGAAAGUGUCUCCAUCAGCUUUGUAAACCACACUGAGAUGAUGUUUGAGAAUCAGCAGUACACCCUGCAGUGUAGCGUACAGAACGUAGCUCCUGUUCAAAGCCUCACUGUGACCUUCUACAGAGGAAACACAGCACUGGGUCACCUACAGUCCGACAGUGAACAGAAGAAACCAGUGAAUGAGACCUUCACUCUGAACAUCACCCCCAGUAGAGAAGAUAAUGGGGCCCAGUACUGGUGUGAAGCCAAGCUGGAGCUGGGACCAGCUGGACCACAGCCCCCUCCAGUGGUGACAUCAGAAAAGCUCCCUGCUAUAGUUCACUAUGGGCCUGAGCUCAAUGAGCCACCAAAUCCAGAUGUGAUCACAAUCACGGAAGGAGACACUCUACACCUGAACUGCUCCUCUGUGGGAAACCCCAGCCCCUCAUACACCUGGACACUCCCACUAAAUAGCGCUCCUUCCUACAGUGGCAGCGUUCUCACUAUUAAAUCUGUUGGGUUUGAGCAUGAAGGACAGCAUAUCUGCACUGCGAGCAACACUGUAGGGACUGUCACCAAGGAGUUUAACAUUGAUGUACAAGUCAGCUCCAUUCCAUACAUAAUACGUGGAACCUUACUGGGAGUUCUGGUCCUUGUCGGUCUGUCACUGGGAUGCUACUGUAAACGCAAGCAAAGGGGAAACUACAAACUCAGUAAAAUUAUUGUUAUUGACAGCUGA
Haplochromis burtoni (Burton's mouthbrooder) is the source of this 1091-nucleotide messenger RNA. Its product is annotated as hemicentin-2-like. The transcript is spliced from 5 exons. The record is from RefSeq and is a predicted model, not a curated record. The coding region runs from base 24 to 1091 and encodes 355 amino acids. Gene Ontology annotation, biological process: cell adhesion. Lineage: Eukaryota; Metazoa; Chordata; Actinopteri; Cichliformes; Cichlidae. Gene Ontology annotation, molecular function: integrin binding.